Messenger RNA from Adineta ricciae, 1899 nucleotides. Lineage: Eukaryota; Metazoa; Rotifera; Eurotatoria; Adinetida; Adinetidae. The record is from the annotation of a GenBank genome assembly.
AUGUUGAGAAACUUGUUGAAUUAUCCGAUAAGUGCAAUCAAUUCUGGCAAGAAUCGAUUGUUGACAAUUCGAUCAAGUUGGUAUCUCGGUGACGCAAUGAAAAAAUUCAAUGAUAACAAAGAAUAUGAAAAAGCUUUGCAAUUAUUCGACGAGCACAAGGAGAAAGAUCUUUUGAAAAUAUCCAAAUAUCACUUAACUCAAGCAUUGAUAUCGUCCGUUGGUAUCCGUGAUUUGAAUCGUGCUUUAGCUAUCGAUCAAAUGCUUCCAUUGAAGUUAAAAAAAGAUGGUUAUAUCGUUGCGUCAUUGAUCCAAGUCGCAAUGAUUUGUGGUAAUAUUGACUUGGCUGAAUCAUUUUUCCAUCGAGCAAAGAAAAAAGAUCCUGCCAUCUAUGGAUCUAUGAUGAAAGGCUAUAUACGAAAUGGUCUGCCAGAAAAAGCUAUCGAAAUUUUCAAACAGAUAGAAAAUCCGAAUGAAAUCAAUCUAAUUCUUUUGUUUAAUGCAUGUGCUCAAGUGCAAAGUAGUUCGGCAUUAGAAUUCGUGAAGCAUGUCGCUUCGCAAAUGUCCUUAACAUGUCAUUCAAAUGAAAAACUGGUCAAUUCUCUUAUCGAUGCGUUAAUUAAAUGCCGGGAUUGUUCGAGCGCAGAAGAGUAUUUUUUGAAUUCUAAAAAAAAUGUCAUUACUUAUGGAAACCUGAUGAAUGGAUAUAAUAAGGAACGAAAUCCGCAGAAAACUUUACAAUUAUUCUCUCAAAUGAUUCACGAUCAACUUGAGCCAACUACCAGUACAUACCUUUGUUUGUUUAAUGCUUUAUCUCAACUGGGCUUUAGUUCACUUUCCCAAUCGUAUGCGAAGAAAAUGCCGGAGCGUUUUUUUUCUAGUCCCCGAAUUCAAACAGCAUUGAUUCACAUGUUUGGUAAAUCUGCUUGCAUUGACGAAGCAAGAUCUGUUUUUGAUCAGAUUUCUCCUCCAAAUCAGUUUGCUUACACUACAAUGAUUAAUUCUUACGGUUUAAACGGAAUGGGAGUUGAAGCGAUAGAGUUAUUUCAACGAAUGCCUUCGAAUAUGAUGAACGAAGCCACUUACGUAUCUGUUCUGAAUGCGUGUUCACACUCAGGAUUGGUACAAGAAGCACAACGUAUCUUUGAAAUGAGUCCAAUCAAAACUGGGCAAAUGCAUGCUGUAAUGGUCGAUUGUUUAAGUCGAGCGAAACUUUUUGAUCAAGCAUUAGCAUUCAUUGAUGAAUAUGAACAAAAUCAGUCGCCAAUCAUAUCGAUGCAAAUGUCAUUACUUUCUGGAGCUCGCAACGCCAAUAAUCAGCGUUUGUCGGAAAAAAUGUUCGAACGAAUGAAACGAACGUUCCCUCAUCUUGUCGACUCGUUAACAUCCGCUUCGGUUCUUCUGGCGAAUGCUUAUGCAUCGACAGGAGAGCUUGAUCGAGCAUUAGUCAUUCGAGAUCAGCUACAGCAAUCUGGUCAAAGGAAGAAAGUUGGUUUAGUAUGGACGGAAUUGAAUGGGGAGAUCUUUCAAUUUCGAGCACACGAUCGAUCACAUGCUGAAUCAUCAGAAAUUUAUGCUGAGUUGAAUGAACUGACGAAAGAACUUCUCGAGCACGGUCAUCAGUUUGAUCAAAGUUGGGUAACACGAACAAUAGGAAAAAAUGAAACAGUUCAGUCAAUACUUUGUGGACAUAGCGAAAAAUUAGCAAUCGCUUUCCAUUUCAUUCGAAAUCGUAAACCAACGAGAAUUCAGAUAACAAAGAAUCUUCGUGUCUGUGGUGAUUGCCAUCAAACAACAAAAUUGUUUGCUCGAAUUCGUAAUUGUACGAUAAUUGUUCGCGACGCCAACAGAAUUCAUCAUUUCUAUCCUAAUGGGCAAUGUUCUUGUCAAGAUUAUUUUUAA